AAAGUUCAUCCCCACGGCUCCAUCCAAGAUGACUUUGGAGGUGGUGCUGCGUGUCGGCGUUCUUGCUGCCGCUUGGGUACACGUGCUGCUGGCUUUCGGAGAAAGGUCCCACGCCGGUUACAAGGAGGAGAUUGUGUUUCCGGAAAAGCUGAACUCCAGCGCCCUCCAGGACUGGCCCGAGGAGAGCGGCGAGGUGUCCUCGGAGGGGCAUCUGAGGUUCCGGUUCAGGGCUUUCGGAGAACAACUGGUCCUGGAUCUGGAGAGGGACCCGAGCUUUCUCUCCGAGGACUUGACGGUGCAGUACCUGGGCAGGAACGGGCAGACGGACGCCAGCGGGCUCUCCGAAUCCGGCAGCUACUUCACGGGGGCCGUCAAUUCCGACCCCGAGUCUAUCGCCGCGGUCAACUACAACGGCGCCUCCCUGCUGGGGGUGCUCCAGUACCGGGGGUCGGAGUACCACAUCCAGCCGAUGGAAGGCGGAGGGCAGAACAGCGCCGAGGGCGUGGGGGCGCACGUCAUCCGGAGGAAAGUGCCGGAGAAGGCCAACGGGCCCAUGUGCAACGUGGGGCCACAGGUUUCCAAGCAGGUGACUGGAGACGCAGACGGUGAUAAUGGUCAUGGCCAACACAAGGCGGCAUCAACGAAAAGAUCGAAGCGCUUCGCAUCGUUGCCUCGUUAUGUGGAGACUUUGGUUGUCGCCGACGAGACAAUGGCCACCUUCCACGGAGCGGGCCUCAAGAGGUACCUGUUGACCGUCAUGGCAGCUGCCGCCAAAUUCUUCCGCCACCCGAGCCUAAAGAACCCGGUCAAUGUUGUGGUGACGCGGCUGGUGGUGAUCGGGCGGGCGGACCAGUCCAACACCUACAAGGGGCUGAAGAUGACCACCAAUGCUGCCGAGAUGUUGAGGAACUUCUGUGAAUGGCAGAAAGGACUGAACAAACCCAACGACUCGGAUUCGGAGCAUUUUGACACGGCCAUUCUCUUCACCCGCCAGAACCUUUGUGGAGUAUCCACCUGUGACACGCUUGGCAUGGCUGAUGUUGGUACAGUUUGCGAUCCGUCAAGGAGUUGUUCCAUUGUCGAGGAUGACGGCUUGCAGUCUGCUUUUACUGCUGCCCAUGAGCUAGGCCACGUCUUCAACAUGCUCCACGACAACUCCAAACCUUGCAUUGAAGUCAACCGCCCGGCCAGCAAUACCCGUCACAUGAUGGCACCUGUUAUGUCAUUUGUGGAUCCCGAAGAGUUGUGGUCACCAUGCAGUGCCAAGUUCAUCACCGACUUCUUGGACAACGGCAACGGUCAUUGUCUUUUGGACAAGCCACGAGCCCCUCUCCGCCUUCCAGUCCCGUUCCCUGGAAACGACUAUGAUUCUGACCGCCAGUGCCAGCUAACUUUCGGUCCCGAGUCUCGACACUGCCCAAACCUCCACACCCCUUGCUCCUCUCUAUGGUGCACAGGGAGGAUCGAUGGACACUUCAUGUGCCAAACUAAGCACUUUCCCUGGGCAGACGGGACACAGUGUGGAGUCGGAAAGACUUGUAUGAACGGCCGGUGCAUCAGCAAAGUGGAGAUGAAGGCCUACAAUACUCCAGUCAAUGGAGGUUGGGGUCCUUGGGGUCCAUACGGGGAAUGCUCACGGACGUGUGGUGGUGGAGUUCAGUUCUCUCAUCGUGAAUGCAACAAGCCAGUCCCAAAAAAUGGCGGGAAGUACUGCGAGGGGAAGAGGACUCAGUACCGCUCUUGCAACACACAGGAGUGCCCAACCGGCAAUGCGAUGACAUACCGAGAGCAGCAGUGUGCCAUCUAUAACCACCGGACUGACCUCUUUAAGGGUUUUCCAUCACCCAUGGACUGGGUUCCCCGCUACAACGGAAUCACAGAGAAGGACCAGUGCAAACUCACCUGCCAGUCACGUCCUCUGGGUUACUAUUAUGUCCUGGAGCCACGGGUGGCAGAUGGCACUCCAUGCUCUCCAGACUCCACUUCAGUUUGUGUACAGGGGCGCUGCGUCCAUGCUGGCUGCGACCGAGUUAUCGGAUCCAAGAAGAAAUUUGAUAAGUGCAUGGUGUGUGGUGGGAACGGCUCCGCCUGUACCAAGACAUAUGGAUCGUUUACAAAAUCACGGUAUGGCUACAAUGACGUGGUCACCAUCCCAGCAGGUGCCACAAACAUUCUGAUCCGUCAGAACAGUGGGUCGUCCUCAACGAGCGAUGGCAUUUACUUGGCCAUAAAAAGGCAAGAUGGACCCUACGCCCUCAAUGGAAACUAUAUCCUGGUGCCCUCGGAAGUGGACGUCAACAUUGGGGGAGGCUUGACUUUACGGUACAGCGGGGCCACCAAAGCCAUGGAGACCAUUGUUGGACGCGGACCCCUGAAAGAAUCCAUCACUAUCCAGGCCCUGGUUGUCAAUGACCAGAGAGCCCCGCGUCUCAAAUACACCUUCUUUGUCCCUAAACCCACCACGAGGUCCACCCAAGUCAAGAAACCGGCAGAAGACUGGAUGAAACGGAGGGCGCAGAUACUUGAAAUUCUGAGGAAGACCCGAAACAGCCACAAAUGAUCAGCAGAAGAUGCAGUGGGACCUUUAUGUCUCGAUUGACAGAGACAAGCUAGCACAUUCCGACCUAAUGUCUCUUAGGGAGGAAGUUUAAGCGUUUUUGGAGGCAGCAUCUUCAAGCUAUGCAUAUAAAGGACUGGAUAGAAGCACCUUUGACUAAAUAUUCAAAAAUAUCCUGAGCUGAAAUGAACAGGCGACAUCCUGUAGACCAAUUAAUGGGCAGCUCCGCAAACCAAUCAAGCAAC
Nanorana parkeri is the source of this 2802-nucleotide messenger RNA. It is a transcript of the gene ADAMTS4, whose product is annotated as ADAM metallopeptidase with thrombospondin type 1 motif 4. Gene Ontology annotation, cellular component: extracellular matrix. Gene Ontology annotation, molecular function: metalloendopeptidase activity. The record is from RefSeq and is a predicted model, not a curated record. Lineage: Eukaryota; Metazoa; Chordata; Amphibia; Anura; Dicroglossidae. The transcript is spliced from 9 exons. Gene Ontology annotation, biological process: proteolysis; extracellular matrix organization. The coding region runs from base 29 to 2560 and encodes 843 amino acids.